Myotis myotis is the source of this 2790-nucleotide messenger RNA. RefSeq names its product autophagy related 4D cysteine peptidase (gene ATG4D). NCBI's taxonomy places the organism in Eukaryota, Metazoa, Chordata, Mammalia, Chiroptera, Vespertilionidae. The transcript is spliced from 10 exons. Gene Ontology annotation, molecular function: protein-phosphatidylethanolamide deconjugating activity. The record is from RefSeq and is a predicted model, not a curated record. The coding region runs from base 144 to 1556 and encodes 470 amino acids.
GCCGCCUCGUCCUCGGGCAGCGCCGCUAAGAUGGCGGCGGCGGCGGGGACAGCGCCCCGCGCCGGGCCCGGGGACCUGGCGGCCGCGGCGGGGGCGGACUAGAGCCUCCCGGGCGCUCCGGCCGGGCCCGGGACCCGGCGCCCAUGCACCCCGUGUCGCCGGCCGCCGCGCAGUACCGCCGCGGGGGCCCGGAGGACGCGCGCCGCCCCGAGGCCCGCCGGGCGCGGGCGCCCCGAGGCCCGGACCCCAACGGCCUGGCGCCCCCCGGAGCCGGCGGCCCCGCGCUGGGCCCGUCCGGAGCCGCCCCCGGGGAGCCGGGCGAGGUGGACAAGUUCAAGGCGAAGUUCCUGACCGCCUGGAACAACGUCAAGUACGGCUGGACAGUCAAAAGCCGGACCAGCUUCAGCAAGAUCUCCAGCGUCCACCUCUGUGGCCGCCGCUACUGCUUCGAGAGUGAGGGUGACAUCCAGCGUUUCCAGCGGGACUUCGCGUCCCGCCUGUGGCUCACCUACCGCCGGGACUUCCCGCCCUUGGCCGGGGGCUGCCUGACCUCAGACUGUGGCUGGGGCUGCAUGUUGCGAAGUGGGCAGAUGAUGCUGGCACAGGGCCUCCUGCUGCAUUUCCUGCCCAGAGACUGGACAUGGGCGGAGGGUGCAGGCCUGAGCCCCCCUGAGCCAGCAGGGUUGGCCUCUCCCAACCGGCACCAUGGGCUUGCCCACUGGAAGCCCCCACGCUGGGCCCAGGGCGCCCCUGAGCUGGAGCAGGAACGCUGGCAUCGGCAGAUUGUGUCCUGGUUCGCCGACCACCCCCAGGCCCCCUUCGGCCUACACCAGCUGGUGGAGCUCGGACAGAGCUGGGGCAAGAAGGCAGGUGACUGGUAUGGGCCAUCUCUUGUGGCACAUAUACUCAGGAAAGCUGUGGAGAGCUGCUCAGAGGUCACCCGCCUGGUGGUGUACGUGUCUCAGGAUUGCACAGUGUACAAAGCAGAUGUGGCCCGCCUGGUGGCUCGGCCGGACUGCACAGCGGAGUGGAAGUCUGUGGUCAUCCUGGUGCCUGUGCGGCUGGGCGGGGAGACUCUCAAUCCCGUGUAUGUGCCCUGCGUGAAGGAGCUCCUGCGUUCAGAGCUGUGCCUGGGCAUUAUGGGGGGCAAGCCGCGGCACUCGCUGUAUUUCAUCGGCUACCAGGAUGACUCCCUGCUCUACCUGGACCCCCACUACUGCCAGCCCACUGUGGAUGUCAGCCAGGCUGACUUCCCCCUGGAGUCCUUCCAUUGCACCUCACCCCGCAAGAUGGCCUUCACCAAGAUGGACCCCAGCUGUACUGUGGGGUUCUAUGCUGGAAACAGGAAGGAGUUUGAGACACUGUGCUCAGAGCUGACCAGGGUCCUCAGCUCCUCCGCGGCCACACAGCGGUACCCCAUGUUCACCCUGGCCGAGGGCCAUGCUCAGGACCACAGCCUAGACAACCUCGGCUCCCAGCCAACUCUGCAGCUCCCUCGCACUGGGCGGCUCCUCAAGGCGAAGCGCCCCAGCUCUGAGGACUUUGUCUUUUUAUAAAGGGAUGGGAUGGGGGAGAAGAUAGGACAAACACUAUUUAUUUUUUUAUUUAUGUCACACUGGAUGUGGGAGCUUGACCUCUGGUGGUGAUGGUACUUCCCACUUCUCACCCCCUUUAGCGCAGCUGAGACCAGCCCAGGAAACCUCCAGGCUGGAGCCAUUAAGCCAGGGACGGAGCCCAAAGGCCUGCCUCCUGCCUCUUGGGCCCUCACAGGGCGAGGAGGGAGGGAUGGCAGAUGGACUCCCAGGCACCCACUCAGGGCCUGACUCAAGUACUGUAGUUUGCACUGGACUGCUCGUGCCCUCACUGGCCUCCAAGCUCCUGUCCUGCUAAGGGCUGGUGGCAGUGUGGGAACUGGCUGCCUGGGGCCAAUAAAGCCGUCAGAUUUGACCUCAGCUAUGGCCAGACGGAGCAUUUGAGAGAUGGGACCAGGGUGUGUAUCAAGAUGAGACAUGUCCACGUCUCCUGGGGAGCUGGAGUAGACUCAGCUUCCACAUCUGUAAGACGGGACUUCUCCCUUGCCCACAGGGAGACACGUGGGUCUGUACAGUCAACAAGAAGGGAUGCACUCAGGGGCCUAUUGAAGGGAGAGAAUCUGAGGGCCCUUGUCUUCUCCAUCGAGCUCAGGGGCAGCUCUUGAGCCCCUGCUGCUUCCUCCUUUUCCGGGCCAGCAGGCGGAAGUGCAGCCUUUUUGGAUUGAGGCCGAAGGCCUGCAGUCUCUGGCGGCUGAACUCCUGUCCUCCAAGCGUCACUGUGGGGCCCAGGAGUCGAGCCUUCUUGCCCCUCCUCCGCCUCUGGGGGGCUGGCUUCUCUGUGGGUGACAUGGGGGCGGCCUCUUUCUGUGCUAGGGGGCUCUCAGGCUGGGGCCGCUUCCUGCAGGCCCCAUCAGAUGCCAGCAGCUGCCCCUGUGGGCCGGCUUUGUCUCCCUGUGGCUUCCCUGUGGCUUCUGUGGGUGUCUCUUUCCUGGGGAAAGAAAGUCAGGGCUCAGCCCAGGCCAGCACAAUUAGACCCCUUCCCAGUUGUACAUCCCCCGUUUUACAGUUGAGGAGAGAGGCUCAGAUAAAUGGCAACGCAGCAAUUCAGGUGCCUGCCUGGAAUUCACACUGGGGUCUGACACCAAAACUGGGUUUUUCUACUGAAUCCUGAAGCUGGACUGUGUUGCUGAUAAUUCUUGUAUUUGAGCCUGGGCUUACACUAAGCUAUUCACAUAAAUUAACUCAUUUCAUCUUUAAA